AUCCUCCAGAUUGCAACACACCGGAAGAACCAUUGUUGACAUAUUCCAUGCACGUGGAAACUGUCCACAUGAGCGAUAAGAGCAAUUUCCUGAGUUAGCCUUUAUACUUUUGGUGGAAAUGGACGCCGAAUUAACACGUGGCUACAGCGUGCCUUGUGAACGGUGCUCCGCGGUGGACUGGGGUGUGUCCGAUUCUGGGCAGUUCUACUGCAGGUCUUGCCACAAUAUAAUUGAGAGAGUGAGAGAAUUUGAGGAGACUGAGGUGUUGUCCACUAGCAGUCGCGUGACUACCCUCUCGCGAAGUUCUUUAAAAAAGAAUGAAAAAGUGCUUGGGAAAGAAUGGAUGGUCAUUGAGGGCUUUCAGUUCAUCCUCACACACCAAGCUGAUGCUUUGCUGUCUUUAGGAGUCUGUUCACAGUUUAAGGAUGAUGUUUUGUGGAAUUUUUGGCGGAGGUACCUCCAGAAAACCCAACAAGCAUUUACACAAAACCCAAUUAACCUUGGGAGAGUAUCUGCAGACGUGGACUCGGACUCUGCUCUGGAGUCAGUGGCUCUGACUGAUGUGUCCAUGCAGAGUGGGCCCAGCCCGGGCCCGGAGAGUGAGCUGGACCUUGGAGCGAGCGCUGGCCACUCUAGUGACGGCGGGGCCUCGAGCGUGUGGAGUGGUUCAAUGGAUACCAGUGGCUACCUCAACCCUCGCUUCAAGAGGCGCCACCACCUGAUGACCAUGCCCAAGACCCUCGCCCUGUGUUACCUGGCACUGCUGUGGGUUCGAGAGGGCAUUACACUGGCCGAUCUGCUGAGAUUUGUAUUUGAAAGGCAUAUUCCAUACCUUCACAUCCACGAUGUGUUUCCUGAAGAGAUUACGCUGUUUGGCAGAGAUGCUCACAUCUUCAGAGUGGAGUCCAUCCCCUCGUACCGGCGAGUGCAGGAGGAGGCGAUGAAGCUGGCCAGAGUGAUGGAGCUCCCUACCUUCCCCCCCAUUAGUGAGGAGUGCCUGCUGCACCCGGCCCUGCUCAGCCUGCGCUAUCUCACCGAGGCCAACCUCCCUGAUGAGCUGCACCACUGGGUGUGUAAGGUGAUGGCGCAAUCAGGCCUGGCUGAGGAGAGUGUGUUGACAUUUGACCAUGCUAGCAAGGCCCAGAGGAAUUCGCCGAUCGGCUACGACCUGCAGGCCUGCGCUCUCAUCAUUGUCUCCAUGAAGCUGCUCUUCAGGCUCAACGAUCACGAGGAAUGGAUAUUUUCUGAACAAGCCGAAGACCAUAAUUUUGCUGACAUGGAGAGUCCAGGGUUGUUUAGCCUGACGUGGUGGUACGAGGCAAUGCUGAGGGCCCUGGACAAAGCUAAGAAGAGAGAAGAGCAGCACACAGCAAGUCAGAUUUGGAAGUCUUCCAAAGCCUUGGUUUUCCGCAAGAAAGACAGAACUGUGUCUCUGAAGAGAAGACGGGUGGUAGAACAUCUGCAGAACACCUUCCGGAAGCUUUCAGGACCCUCCCCAGACCCGCCAAGGUCCAAACCCUCCAGUUUCAUCUUCCGCUGGGGGGAAGGGGAGGAUUCAGAUGGCCCCAGCUUCCAUCAGACCAAACUGGACCAUGUCAUGAAAACAAAAUGUGAUGCCCAUGUCACUGCCAAUGAGAAAUACUGGCAUCCAGUUCUGCGGCAGUGCAGUAAAAGGGUUUGCAAGGACCACUACGCCGAGGUGGAGGCCACCCUGCCCAGGAUGUACGUGUGGCUGCUGGGCCUCUUCUCCUUCCUGCUCAGGGUGAAGCCGUCCGCCAUGCAUGAGGAGGUGCUCAAGGUGGAGCGCAGAUUUGUAAAGUGCUGGCGGAGGAAUCGACAGUAGCAAGCGAGUAGGAGAGACAAAUGGAUGCCAAAACAAAGUGGAGAGAAGGAAAGGGUGUCUAGUUGAAAUGGAACAAUGUGCAGGGACUAGACACCUUGUUUUAGCAUGGCAACUUCAUUGACUGCUUUUCAACUGGUUUGGAUCGUGUUCAUUUCUAAUGCUGCUGGAAUCAAUAGGCCUAAUAUGUUUUAGAUUUUACUGAAGGCAAUACCACAUAAAUUGCCCCCUUUAAACCCUGAGGGACUUUCCUCCCUUGCAUUGACGUUUUAAUACAAUUUCAGCAUUUAUCACAACAUUUUUCUACCAUAUAUGAAGCCAUUACACAGUUGGCAAAUAGAGGAAGAAAUCACAAACAAGUUAAAUAAAUCAGUGGAAAUAAUAUCAAA
Molecule: messenger RNA, 2229 nt
Organism: Clupea harengus (Atlantic herring)
Lineage: Eukaryota; Metazoa; Chordata; Actinopteri; Clupeiformes; Clupeidae
Gene: taf1b
Product: TATA box binding protein (Tbp)-associated factor, RNA polymerase I, B
Biological process (GO): nucleolar large rRNA transcription by RNA polymerase I; RNA polymerase I preinitiation complex assembly
Cellular component (GO): RNA polymerase I core factor complex; RNA polymerase transcription factor SL1 complex
Molecular function (GO): RNA polymerase I core promoter sequence-specific DNA binding
Source: RefSeq, a predicted model, not a curated record